This is a messenger RNA of Oncorhynchus tshawytscha (Chinook salmon), 8370 nucleotides long. RefSeq names its product sodium leak channel, non-selective (gene nalcn). Gene Ontology annotation, biological process: transmembrane transport; monoatomic ion transport. Bases 220 to 5478 code for a protein of 1752 amino acids. Gene Ontology annotation, cellular component: membrane. The transcript has 47 exons. Gene Ontology annotation, molecular function: monoatomic cation channel activity. The record is from RefSeq and is a predicted model, not a curated record. NCBI's taxonomy places the organism in Eukaryota, Metazoa, Chordata, Actinopteri, Salmoniformes, Salmonidae.
CCCGCACGCUCCAUCGUCACAACACACACCGGAAAACAGCUGAUGUCAUUGAGAGAACGACACACUGCCACCGAUAACCGGGAAUAUACACACUUAUCGCGUAACCCUAUAGCAUCACGCUCCCCUUGUCUAUCUCUGGCUGGUCUCUCUGCCCCCCUCUGACCUGGGGAUGAAUGCACCAAUGAGGAGCCAGCUCACAGGUAUGCCUGAUCGCAUGUUAUGUGCAGUGCUGGAGCAAUUUCAGCUUUACUUUUCCCUUUGAUCCACUCUCUGUAUAGUACAGCCAGCCCCAGCAUGCUGAAGAGGAAGCAGAGCUCGAGGGUUGAGGCCCAGCCCAUGACUGACUUUGGGCCCGACGAAACCCUCGCCGACAGCGCCGACAUCUUCUGGAUCAACAAACCAUGGGUGCACUCUCUGCUGCGAGCCUGUGCCAUCAUCAGCGUCAUCAGCGUGUGUAUGAACACACCCAAGACGUUCGAGCACUACCCCCCGCUGCAGUACGUGACCUUUACCCUGGACACGCUGCUCAUGUUCCUCUACACCGCUGAGAUGAUCGCCAAGAUGCACAUCAGAGGAAUCAUCAAGGGUGAUAACUCGUACGUCAAGGAUCGCUGGUGUAUGUUUGACGGCUUCAUGGUCUUCUUCCUCUGGGUGUCUCUGGUGCUUCAGGUGUUUGAGAUAGCGGAUGUUGUUGACCAGAUGUCUCCCUGGGGCAUGUUGAGAAUCCCCAGAGCCCUCAUCAUGAUCCGAGCCUUCAGGAUCUACUUCCGCUUCGAGCUGCCACGCUCACGCAUCACCAACAUCCUCAAGCGAUCAGGGGAACAGAUCUGGAGUGUGUCGAUAUUCUUGCUCUUCUUCCUUCUUCUGUAUGGAAUUCUGGGAGUUCAGAUGUUCGGAACGUUCAAUCAUCACUGUGUUACCAACGACACAACGAAUGGUACUGUGACAUGGAACAGCCUGGCCAUCCCCGACACCCACUGUUCGCCAGACGGGGAGGGAUACCUGUGUCCUUUGGGCUUUAAGUGUGUGGACUUGGAAGAACUGGGGCUCAGCAGACAGGAGCUGGGCUACAGCGGCUUCAACGAGCUCGGUACCAGUAUCUUCACCGUGUACGAGGCAGCCUCUCAGGAGGGCUGGGUAUUCCUUAUGUACAGAGCCAUUGACAGUUUCCCUCGCUGGCGCUCCUACUUCUACUUCAUCACGCUCAUCUUCUUCCUCGCCUGGCUUGUCAAGAAUGUUUUCAUUGCGGUCAUCAUUGAAACGUUUGCUGAGAUCAGAGUUCAGUUCCAGCAGAUGUGGGGGUCCCGAAGCAGCACCACCUCUACUGCUACCACACAGAUGUUCCACGAGGACUCGGCUGGAGGAUGGCAGCUUGUUGCUGUGGACGUCAACAAACCACAUGGCCGCGCACCAGCCUGCCUCCAGCAACUGAUGCGCUCCUCUAUCUUCCACAUGUUCAUUCUGACUAUGGUUGCCGUAGACGUAAUCGUUGCCGCUAGCAACUACUACAAGGGCGAGAACCACCAAAGGCACUAUGACGAGUUCUACCUGGCUGAGGUUGCCUUUACAGUGCUGUUUGACCUGGAGGCUAUGCUUAAGGUCUGGUGCCUGGGCUUCACGGGCUACAUCAUCUCCUCUCUGCACAAGUUUGAGUUGCUGCUGGUGGUGGGGACCACCCUGCACAUCUACCCUGACCUCUACCACUCCCAGUUCACCUACUUCCAGGUACUGCGAGUGGUGCGUCUGAUAAAGAUCUCCCCGGCACUAGAGGACUUUGUGUACAAGAUAUUUGGUCCCGGUAAGAAGCUGGGCAGCUUGGUGGUGUUCACAGCGAGCCUGCUCAUAGUCAUGUCAGCCAUCAGUCUACAGAUGUUCUGCUUCGUGGAGGAACUGGACCGAUUUACCACCUUUCCCAGAGCAUUCAUGUCUAUGUUCCAGAUCUUAACCCAGGAGGGUUGGGUGGAUGUGAUGGACCAAACUCUUGUGGCUGUUGGUCAAAUGUGGGCUCCUGUUGUGGCUAUCUACUUCAUCCUCUACCAUCUGUUCGCUACUCUGAUUCUGCUCAGUCUUUUCGUGGCUGUCAUCCUUGAUAAUCUAGAGUUGGAUGAAGACUUGAAGAAACUCAAACAACUGAAGCAAAGUGAGGCGAACGCAGAUACCAAAGAGAAGCUGCCCCUACGUCUAAGGAUCUUUGAGAAGUUUCCUAAUCGGCCCCAGAUGGUCAAGAUCUCCAAGCUGCCUUCUGAUUUCACUGUGCCCAGAAUCAGGGAGAGUUUCAUGAAGCAGUUCAUCGAUCGGCAGCAGCAGGACACCAGCUGUCUGUUCCGCCGCCUUCCUUCCGCAUCCUCCUCUUCCUGUGACCAUUCCAAGCGAUCCGCCAUAGAAGACAACAAAUACAUCGACCAGAAGCUCCGCAGGUCAAUAUUCAGCAUCAGAGCUCGCAACCUCCUGGAGAAGGAAACUACUAUCAACAAAAUCCUCCGGGCUUGUACCAGACAGCGUAUGCUGAGUGGAUCCUUUGAGGGCCAACCACUGAAAGAGCGCUCCAUCCUCAGUGUCCAACACCAUAUACGCCAAGAACGCAGGUCUCUGAGACAUGGCUCCACUAGUCAGAGGAUCAGCAGAGGAAAGUCCCUGGAGACACUCACACAAGAUCGAGAGUCAGAGCAGAGAUCGCACUGGCACCAGCAUUCCAGUACAGUGCGUUAUCGUAACGCCCAGCGAGAAGAUAGUGAGAUCAAGAUGAUCCAGGAGAAGAAGGAGCAGGCCGAGAUGAAGCGCAAGGUCCAGGAAGAGGAACUGAGGGAGAACCAUCCUUACUUUGACAAACCUCUCUUCAUUGUGGGGAGAGAGCACCGCUUCAGAAACUUCUGUAGGACUGUAGUGCGGGCACGCUUCAAUGCAUCCAAAACAGAUCCAAUAACAGGAGCGGUGAACUCCAAAUACCACCAGCUUUAUGAUCUCCUGGGGCUGGUCACCUAUCUGGACUGGGUGAUGAUCGUAGUGACCAUCUGCUCCUGUAUCUCCAUGAUGUUUGAGUCUCCUUUCACCAGGGUCAUGCAUGUACCCACUCUACAGAUAGGAGAGUAUGUCUUUGUCAUCUUCAUGAGUAUCGAGCUGAACCUGAAGAUCAUGGCGGACGGCCUGUUCUUUACUCCUACAGCCGUCAUCAGAGACUUUGGAGGAGUCAUGGACAUCUUCAUCUACCUCUGUAGUCUGAUCUUCCUGUGUUGGCUGCCUCCUAACGUGCCUCCGGAGUCUGGGGCUCAGCUGCUGAUGAUGCUGAGGUGUCUUCGCCCCCUUCGCAUCUUUAAACUGGUGCCCCAGAUGAGGAAGGUGGUGCGGGAGGUCAUCAAGGGUUUCAAGGAGAUUUUCCUGGUCUCCAUCCUGCUCCUGACACUAAUGCUGGUGUUUGCAAGCUUCGGCGUCCAGCUCUUUGCUGGAAAACUAGCCAAGUGCAAUGACCCCCACGUAUUCCUUCGGGAGGACUGCCAUGGAAUCUUCCGGAUCAACGUGAGUGUGUCUAAAAACCUCAAUCUCAAACUAAGACCAGGAGAGAAGAAGCCUGGCUUCUGGGUGCCAAGAGUGUGGGCCAACCCUCGCAACUUUAAUUUUGACAAUGUGGGUAAUGCCAUGCUGGCUUUGUUUGAGGUCCUGUCACUCAAAGGCUGGGUGGAGGUCCGUGAUGUCAUCAUUCACCGCGUCGGACCGAUACAUGGUAUCUACAUCCACGUGUUUGUUUUUCUGGGCUGUAUGAUUGGACUCACUCUGUUUGUCGGAGUGGUCAUCGCUAACUUCAAUGAGAACAAGGGUACUGCUCUGCUGACAGUGGACCAGAGGAGGUGGGAGGACCUGAAGAGUCGACUGAAGAUUGCCCAGCCUCUCCACCUCCCCCCACGCCCAGAGAAUGCAGGGUUCCGUGCCAAGAUGUAUGACAUCACUCAGCACCCCUUCUUCAAACGGGGUAUCGCUGUGCUGGUUUUGGCCCAGUCAGUGCUGCUGUCUGUCAAGUGGGAUGUAGAUGACCCAGUAACAAUGCCACUUGCUACCAUGUCAGUGGUCUUCACCAUUAUCUUUGUGUUAGAGGUGACGAUGAAGUUCAUAGCUAUGUCCCCGGCGGGGUACUGGCAGAGCAGACGGAACCGCUACGAUUUACUGGUGACAAUACUGGGAGUCAUCUGGAUAGUCUUGCACUUUGCUCUACUGAAUGCAUAUACUUACAUGAUGGGCACGUGUGUGAUCGUCUUCAGGUUCUUCACCAUCUGUGGGAAGCAUGUGACUCUGAAGAUGCUACUGCUGACCGUCGUGGUCAGUAUGUAUAAAAGCUUCUUCAUCAUCGUGGGAAUGUUCCUUCUCCUCCUCUGCUACGCCUUCGCUGGAGUCGUCCUAUUCGGAACCGUUAAAUACGGAGAGAACAUCAACAGGCAUGCUAACUUCUCCACGGCAGGGAAGGCCAUCACGGUUCUGUUCCGUAUUGUCACGGGGGAAGACUGGAAUAAGAUCAUGCAUGACUGCAUGGUGCAGCCUCCGUUCUGUACCCCUGAUAAGCAUCGCUACUGGGAGACGGACUGUGGGAACUACGCAGGGGCACUCAUCUACUUUUGCUCCUUCUAUGUCAUCAUUGCUUACAUCAUGCUUAACCUCCUCGUGGCCAUCAUUGUGGAGAACUUCUCUCUCUUCUACUCCACUGAGGAGGACCAGCUACUGAGCUACAACGACCUCCGACACUUUCAGAUUAUCUGGAACAAUGUGGAUGACAAGAGAGAGGGAGUGAUCCCAACAUCGCGGGUGAAAUUCCUGCUGCGUCUGCUGAGGGGCAGGCUAGAGGUAGACCUGGAUAAGGACAAGCUGCUAUUCAAACACAUGUGCUAUGAGAUGGAGAGGCUGCACAACGGAGGGGACGUCACCUUCCACGACGUGCUCAGUAUGUUGUCAUACCGUUCAGUGGAUAUCAGGAAGUCUCUACAGCUGGAGGAGCUGCUGGCUAGAGAGCAGCUGGAGUACACCAUAGAAGAAGAGGUGGCCAAGCAGACCAUACGCAUGUGGCUCAAGAAGUGCCUCAAACGCAUCCGUGCUAAGCAGCAGCAGUCGUGCAGCAUCAUCCACAGCCUGAGAGAGAGCCAGCAGCAGGAGCUCAGUCGCUUCCUCAACCCCCCCAGCAUACAGACCACCCUGCCUAGUGAGGACAUCAACGCUAACCAGGACCAUUCAACACAGCCAGAGUUGAGUGGUCUCCAACAGCUGCUGAGUCCUACUCUGUCAGACCGUGGGGGAUACAGACAGGACUCCUCAGAACGCCCUCAGAGGAAACUGGGACAGUGGAGACUACCUGCAGGUCGUACCAGUGUCAAGUCCAUGGUGUGUAAGAUGAACCCUGUGAGUGACGAAGCCUCCUCGGGGUCAGAGGUCAAGAAAUGGUGGACGCGUCAGCUGACCGUUGAGAGUGACGAGAGUGGUGAUGACCUCAUAGAUAUUUAAAGGGGAAACUCAGAAAAUUCAACCAUGCUCACAUAUGGAACGAGAACUAGGAUAGACAACUAUAGCUCUGAGCGCUCAGUGUCAACACAGUACUCUGGUGGUUGAAACGUUUCUUAAAACGUUCUUUCAAGGUUUUUUCAAGCAUAUCCCAUUCAUACUUGACUGAUUGGGGAAGUGACAGCGUGGACAUCCUCCUCGCAAGUCUCCAUCAGCAGCCAUCUUACAUCUGUGGGACGUUAUGAUCAGUUUUUUCUCAAAAUGGUGGCUUGUGGACACAGGAAAAUGUCUCUUGAUUUGCAGUUAAGGCCAUUUCAAGAACGUUGAUUGUUAGAAACAACGCUUUAGCUGUUUGGUUUAAAGACUCUAUAUGAAUGUACAAAGCCAAUCCCAUGACACCAUUAAUUCCUAUGUGAAGACUCAAUAGCCCAUUUGAAGCCAAAAAAGUAAGUUAAGAUGGCGUCUAUAGAAUACAUAACAUACGCAGUUUGAGCUACUCCAGGAAGUGAUAUUGCAGGCUAGCUCAGUGCUUCCCCAUCUCAUUGAGUAUCAAUGUUAAAGUCCGACCGGGAUACUGCAGGCUGCAAUUUGCAACUAAAACGAGGCAACAAUAAACAAGUCGUCCCCCUUGGGCCAAUCCGUGUAAUUUUGUAAGUGAUGGAUCUGUAUGGCAAGACUCAUCAUUCACCCAAGCUUCAUCAAAAUCGGGCAAGUGGUAUCUGAGAUUUUGUGUGUGACUUAUGCAUGUACACUUGAUUACCACAGGGUUUUGGCCAAUUAGUGUAAUUUUGGAAAUGGCGGAUCUAUGUAGCAAGACGCAUCAUUCACCCAAGUUUAGUCAAACUCGGGCCAGUGGUGUCUGAUAAAUCGUGUGGGUAAGCUAGACUCAUAUCCCUGAGCAUGGGUGCCACAUUUAAUCACUUAGUCAAACAGAUCAAGAGAUAUAAACAUGUACCUGUUAUUGCGCCACCGUGUAGUCGAUAUGAUUGUUCUUGCAUAUGUUGAGUUUAAACAGUGUUUGCAACAUGUGUACCAAAUAUUGUUACAAUACGGAUACCCUUAACUGAUUUAAAUGCAUUUAUGUGCCAGACCAUGUUGUUUUAGGUACUAGUCUGGAAAGGAAUGCGUUGAGGGACCUUUUCCCAAUGAUGCCACAUAUCAAGUUUCGUGCAGAUCGGUCAUUCGGUGCCAGAGGAAUAGCGUUUUAAGAUCAAGUUUCGUGCAGAUCAGUCAUUCGGUGCCUGAGGAGUAGCAUUUUAAGGUCAUGUUUCGUGAAGAUCGGUCAUUCAGUGCCAGAGGAGUAGUGUUUUAAGAUCAGGUUUUGUGUAGAUCGGUCAUUCAGUGCCAGAGGAGUAGUGUUUUAAGAUCAAGUUUCGUGUAGAUCGGUCAUUCAGUGCCAGAGGAGUAGUGUUUUAAGAUCAGGUUUUGUGUAGAUCGGUCAUUCAGUGCCAGAGGAGUAGUGUUUUAAGAUCAAGUUUCGUGCAGAUCGGUCAUUCAGUGCCUGAGGAGUAGCGUUUUUUUUUUAAAUCACAAAAUUCUAAAUUGAGGAAAAUCCAUCAUGGCAGACCUUAUGGCUCCCUGAGGCAAAUGUUUUCCUUGUGAGGAGAGGGACCUAUGUCCCGAAUUUCAUGACUUUAGGUCAAAUGGGGUUAGCGGUGUGACCAUUCAAAGAUUGCAUUUUCAAUUGCUUGUUAUAGCGCCACCAUCUGGCCAAUCAGUGUAAUUUUGUAAAUUACUGAUCUCUAUGGCAAGACGCAUCAUUCAAUAAGUUUUGUCCAAAUCUGGCCAGUGCUGUUUGAGAUAUUGCAUGUAACAAACAUACUAACAGACGGAGACAGAUCCAGAGUCCCCCCUCCCCUUCGCGAUUUCAUCGUGGGGGUCAUUUGUCCUUAUAACUUCUUCUGUGUGCGAUUUUAAAACAAUUGGUUCAAGGACACACAUCUGGUGUAAUAGAAACAAUUAUUGGUACCAUGAUUGUCUUCACAAAGAUUGCCCUUUUCCCAUUCACUGUAAGUGGAGAUCCUGUUUUCUGCAAACAAUGCCUGCAGUAUCGCGGUCGACCUUGAACUUUGUGGCUUCAAUGAGAGGGGGCAGUCGUUCUCCCCUGGUUUGGUGGCUCACAAGCACAUCAAAAAGGGUCAAUGCCUCAAUGCAAAGUUUUGGAACCACUGAUUUUAGAGUCCCAUUGACAUCUGUACUUUUCCAUGUUGAUGUUUUUCUAUGCAGGAAGUUUUUAUAGUGUCCAUUAAACAGAACCUCUAUGUGGUACCCUGUCACGACAACCUUUGAUUAGCAUCACUGUCCUUUUAGUUGUGAAUGUCAGGGAGUGUUUAUCGGGAAAUACAAAAUGAGAGUCUACUAGCUACAUGACAUUGUGUCAUCUUGCUAUUAUAUCGUUUUAGGAGAUUAUUUUAUUACAAUAUAGCUAUACAAUACCACACCAAAACAAUGGAUACAUAUUAAUUGUAUGUUGUUGCUGUAACUUUAAUUUAUGAAAUAUGAUGAUUGAAAUGCUUGAACUUUAUAGCUAUAGUUCCGUGUGAUUCCCCUGUUGUCUUUGUUAAUUGUGCCUGUGUCUCUCCCAGUCUCCAGUGUUUCAUUGUACACUUACUGUCAGUUUGCUUAUAACCACUUAAUUCUAUCCGAAUCCAGGUUUCUUGUUCUGUAGUAGAACAACCCAAAGGAAAAUAGUUAUAAUUAAAGGGUGAAAGGAAAUAUGUUGGUACAUGACUGUGAAUGUUCUUUCAGAUUAAAUUAAUUUAUGUGUGGAAUUGUGUGGGCAAAAAUAUCAGAUAUAUUUUAUAAACUAUAGCAUAUAAAUACAUGUUGGUUUGUUUGUACAGUAUUGCAUAAUUUCAAAUAAAGGCCUUUUGGCACCAACAGUGAGCUCCAAAA